CUGUAACAUGUCGUUUUGAGUGUACUGAUCUGUCGCAAUUCUAUAGGACAGGUUAGAACUUCUGGUGGAGGAAGAAGGUUCGGGUUCUGUUUUGUCUCUUGUGUGCUUUGUUGUUAGUUCUUGAGGUAUCGGGAAUCAUUCUCUUAGCAUAUCUCCUUUUCUCGUCUCGGUGGUUCGCUGUCCCACAGCCACUCUCUCUAAUCCGGGCUCCUUAAUCUUGACGAACAGAUUUCAGAAGAACAUCUUCUUUCUUCAACUACCAAAUCUUUCGUUUUUUCUAUCUAAUUUCGCCGCCAUGAGUUCCGUUACCGAGAUCGUGUCUGAGCAGCAAGUGAUCGACGGUAUUCAGGAUUUGGCCCUUCAAAAUCAGGUUCUUUGUUACCCUUAUUCAAUUCAUAUUCUCGUCUCUUGAUGAAAAUUUUCAAAUUUUAAAUAUGUUUGCUUUGUGUGUCGGUCUUGUUUCGGAGUUGGAGCUGAUUCUGUCCAUGAUGCUUCUGCUUCUAUGUGGAAAUGUAUCUAGCCUUGCUCCACAAUAUUAGGGUUUCGUAAAUUUUUGAUUUUGUGCGUUAUUAUGUGUUUAAUUUCGAAUUGGACGAUUAGGGCUCUUCAGGUUUACAAUGUGAAGUUGACUGUUGCUGAAUUUGCUACUGAUAUUGUUUAUGAAUCUGCUUUCUUUUUCUCUUCAUAACUUUCACAGAACUUAGGUCUCUUGUUCUUACAUCUAAACAUAACUCUUUAAGAUGAUGUUGUGUGUUCUCUGCAUGUGGAGGUGAUUUAAGAGAUUUUAUCUGAACCUCUCUCUCAGGACAAAAAGAAGAUCCAGGAAGAGAUCCAUGAGCCGAGUUUCGGGAAUCAUGGUGGCUGUUGUGCAAUAUGUUUGAGUGAAAUUCCUCUUCAAGAAACUGCUAUGGUCAAAGGCUGUGAACACACUUACUGUGUGACAUGCAUACUUCGUUGGGCGAGUUGCAAAGAGAGUCCCACAUGCCCACAAUGUAAGCAUCCAUUUGAUUUUCUCAGUGUCCACCGAGCACUUGAUGGCAGCAUUGAAGAUUUUCUGUUUGAGGAGAGUGUGUGCCUUCUCCUUAGAGCCUCAUGGUUUGUACCAUUGGAUGUGGUGGAACAGGCGUCGUACAGCCAUGGUUACCAUGAUGAUUUUGACAUUCCUUAUGACUACGAGGAUGAAGAUGAUGACCUUGACGAGUUUUAUCUGCACGGCUCAAGUCUUCGCAUAGGAAAUCGGAGAUGGGGUGGCAAUGGUUUUGUCAGAUCCGGGCGUCAAGAAGCCAGGCCUGUCCAGAGAUACAGUGGUUCUGGUUCUAGUUCCAGUUCCAGCUCUGGGUCAUCCUCAAGUGAGCCUAAGGAUAAGCAGGUGAAGACGACAAACACAACAGGAAGACGUGCAAAAAGGGCAAUGAAGCGUGAAGCUGCAAACAAAGCAGCGGAAGUAACUGCAGCAGCAAAGCACGAGGCCCAUUUGGUUAGGUUGGGAAGGAAGUGAGUGUGUAUCUGUAAAUAAAUUGCACUCAAAAAGCUUCCACCUACUUCCAUUACUUAGUAUCAUCUGUACAGCAAGUAGUUUUUAAUGUUGUGAUUAAUCCCUGUCAGACCACUAUAUAAUGGUGUGGGGUUUGGAAUGGUAGAAACAAGAAGUUGUGACUCAUUGUCUCAUACAAUACUUGGACAACCAUUGGCUAUCAUAUUACUCUGUUCAUUAAAUCUUGUUAUGUUUCUAAUCAUUGAUCAGAUGAGAAAGUAGUGUAGCUUUUGAUUUUCUUGGUGUGAAUACUGAAUAUGUAAAAAUAUGUCUAGAUGAAGAAGAAAGACAACUUCUUUUUA
This is a messenger RNA of Arabidopsis thaliana (thale cress), 1836 nucleotides long. RefSeq names its product RING/U-box superfamily protein. The record is from RefSeq and is marked reviewed. Lineage: Eukaryota; Viridiplantae; Streptophyta; Magnoliopsida; Brassicales; Brassicaceae. The transcript has 3 exons. The coding region runs from base 908 to 1498 and encodes 196 amino acids.